Messenger RNA from Owenia fusiformis, 1364 nucleotides. Lineage: Eukaryota; Metazoa; Annelida; Polychaeta; Sabellida; Oweniidae. The record is from the annotation of a GenBank genome assembly.
AACACAAAUAGUGUACUGUGCCUGUACAGUUUAUAGAUAAGGUUUAUUCAAAGUUGCCCGAAUACUACACAAGGUUACAAGAAUGGCUGGAGAAUCUACUUCUAAAAAGGGGGGUGCAAUAUGGCUUAAGAACAUGUGUGGGAUGACAGUCACUGAUGCUGAAAUGGAGGACGUUUCCAAUCCCAGACUUGAGCUACUUGUCCAUAUAAGCACCAAGACCAUUCAAAUGGGAGCUUUGUUCGGAAUGCUAGCAAUUGGACCAGUCACUCAACUUGUUAAAGGUCCUCGAACAAUACAGGCAAUAGCACAUAGAGCCCUGAAAUAUGGCGCAAACGGCAUAAUAAUUGGCGCAGCUGCUGGGCCAGUGGUGACAUAUGGAUCAUCAAGAAAAUUUGAAUAUGAAAAUUAUUAUGAUCGCUCCUACAGGCUUCGGUAUAACAGGGGACAAGUGAUUACAGAUCGUAUGUGUUAUUUUGGUAUGGCUAUUGGUGCGGGGGCAGGAUAUGCAACGGGGAUUGGAAUACUACCUGGGAUUGCACUAGGAGUUGUGGUAGGCACAAGUGGAAGUGUAUUUGCACCUGGUAAAGGCUGUAGUCAAGACAACAACAAGACUAAGGAAUCCGUCCCUGUAAAAACUGAAGAUAACAAGGAUGCAUAAAAUACACCUUCAAAACUGACUGGAUAUAGGGUACAUCCUUAGGGAUAUAUUUACAUCUAUAUAUAGUUAGUUUUAUAACUAUACAUGUAUAUAGUUAGUUUUCAAAAAAAAGAUUAUAGCUAAAUAAGGUUUCCAUGCAUAAUUAUCUCUGGUUCUUUAUGUUUAAAGCUAUGGGCGUUUGUUCCCAAGGUCUGAUUUCAAAUCCCACUAAGGAAAUAUAUUUUUGUUUUCUUUCAUUUUGAACCACAAGUAAACUUUUUGUUUUCAAGGGUUUUGAGAUGAAAUCUAUCUGAUUGGUGAAAGAGAGGACCAUAGUUUUGACUAUUAAAUUUGCAAUACUUUGUCUGUUAAUCAUGGAAUUUGAUAAACAUGAAUAUUUUUCGAAUAAUUAAGCCUCGUUUCAUUUAUAUACAUGUAUAAGUCUUCAGGUUAACAAAACAACCAAUAAACUUGGAAAACAUAUUUCUCUAAUAUCAAUGUUUAUUUUGGAAUAAAGUACCAAAAUUGUCAGCAUCUACAUGUGCAUCUAGUACAUUCAACCAUUCCCAUAAACAGCAGAUUUCAUUUCAAUUAUGGUGUAAACAUUGUGAAGAAUAAGUGGAUAAAUACGACUGUUCUAUCAGGAAACAAGCCUUCAUAUCACAUAAGUACAUUGUUAUGCAAGUUGGGCCAAAUUGCACAUAUAUAAAGUGCUAAUAAAUUAACC